This is a messenger RNA of Drosophila sechellia, 1060 nucleotides long. Its product is annotated as odorant receptor 67a. Gene Ontology annotation, biological process: detection of chemical stimulus involved in sensory perception of smell; sensory perception of smell. Gene Ontology annotation, molecular function: olfactory receptor activity; odorant binding. The transcript has 4 exons. Gene Ontology annotation, cellular component: plasma membrane. The record is from RefSeq and is a predicted model, not a curated record. Lineage: Eukaryota; Metazoa; Arthropoda; Insecta; Diptera; Drosophilidae. The coding region runs from base 10 to 1002 and encodes 330 amino acids.
CUAACCAACAUGCGGGCUAACAUAGUAAGAAAGAUUUUCGGUCGAAAGAAAGUGCCUGCCGAGGAGCCAAAGAAAGUGUAUCCUGUAGUCGAGGAUUUUCUAAUGCUGGCCACCAAGUACUUCUACUCAAUAGGUGUGGUUCCCUACGAAUCGGAUGAGAAACCUAAUUUUGUACUUCACCUAUACCUGGGAUUCCACGUAGCUAAUCUGCUAUUCGUUUGGUUCACAAUGAUGGUGUUUGUGGUGAAUUCUGUUCGUGACAACGAAGACUUUCUCAAGAUUUCCAUGGUUGUGGGCUAUAUUACUUUCGGCAACGUCGGCGUCCUAAAGAUUUUAGUUGUUCAAUUGCAAAAGAGAAAAUUAACCAGCUUAGUGCAAAAUUUGAAGUCCCUAUUUCCACAGCCAAAUAAGGGGACGCACGAGGUCAUCAUGCAGGUCAUCAUGCACUUCGAUAGAUUGGCCAAGGCACUCAGGGAGUUCGAUAAAUGGUGUUCAAAUGGAGCUGAGGAGGAUUUAAAUGAGCUGAGAACCCUGAUCGUCUAUCACAAUCAAGUUCUGAGACUCACGAGCAAGAUGAACGACAUCUUUGGAGUUCCAUUACUAUUGAACUUACUCAACUCUUCGAUGCUCAUUUGCAAUGUGGGAUUUCAGUUGACCAUUGGCAUCAGUUUGGAGUAUAUCGGCCAGCAGGUGUUAAACAUACUCGCGGCUCUGAUGGAGGUCUACCUCAUCUGCUCCUUAAGCCAGAUGCUUAUUAAUGCGCCUUGCCGUCUACAAUAUGAAUUGUCUGGAGUACGAUACCAAAUUCCGGAAAAUGCUCGUCCUAGUAGUUAUGCGAGCCCAGAAACCCGUCUCCUUGAAUGCCACAGCAUUCCUGUCCACAGUCUCAAUGGGGACCAUGACCACUUUCAUGCAAGUAUCGUACAAGUUCUUCUGCGCUAUUCGGAUGAUGUAUCAGUAAAAAGAUUUUUUAAUGGAUUUUAUUGCACUGUUUUUAAAUAAUUGCAUUUUAUAUGAAAUCUAAUAAAUACGACUCGACUAUUGAUCCUGCUCAAGAAUA